This is a messenger RNA of Podospora pseudopauciseta, 1324 nucleotides long. RefSeq lists its product as uncharacterized. The record is from RefSeq and is a predicted model, not a curated record. NCBI's taxonomy places the organism in Eukaryota, Fungi, Ascomycota, Sordariomycetes, Sordariales, Podosporaceae. Bases 124 to 1263 code for a protein of 379 amino acids. Gene Ontology annotation, cellular component: cytoplasm. The transcript is spliced from 5 exons.
CAUGUGCGCCCUUGCAGAUACAUCAUCAGCUUGACUAUCUUGACCCGUUCAAAGAGGACAGACAGAGGAUACCAAAACUCAACACUUUCUCUUUAUACAAUUGACGAAAUAACGACCGCUUAAAUGAACUUUGACGACGACGACGCCCCGCCAGACCUGAUUGGUGCUGAUGAAACAGUAGAAGUACCAGAAGAAAAAGCGAAAAAGGUGCCAAUCACAAUAGUAACAGGAUACCUUGGAGCUGGGAAAACCACACUGCUCAACUACAUCCUGACUGCAAAGCAUGGCAAAAAGGUUGCUGUGAUUAUGAAUGGACACAGCUCAGCUUUGGACAUUGAAAAGUCCUUGACUGUGAAUAAGGAUGGCGAGGCUGUGGAAGAGUGGUUAGAGGUGGGCAACGGAUGCAUCUGCUGCUCCGUGAAAGACACAGGCGUGAACGCCAUCGAGUCUCUGAUGGAAAAGAAGGGAAAGUUCGACUACAUCUUGCUCGAAACAACAGGGUUGGCUGAUCCGGGCAAUCUGGCGCCGCUAUUCUGGGUUGAUGACGGGCUGGCGAGCACCAUUUAUCUAGAUGGCAUCGUGACCCUCGUUGAUGCCAAGAAUAUCCUUCGCAGCUUGGAUGAUCCUGCGGGCAAAGUGGAAGGUCAUGAAGACUCUGAUGAUCAUGGACCAGUCAUGACCACUGCUCACGUGCAGAUUUCACACGCCGAUGUCAUCGUCAUCAACAAGUCUGACCUUGUGAGCGGAGAAGGGUUGGAAGCCGUCAGGGAGCGCAUCACAUCCAUCAAUGGGCUGGCCAAGAUAUUCGUCACCUCGCAAAGUGUUGUGCCUGAUCUGGAGGGAUUCUUGCUCGACUUGCACGCAUAUGACAGUGUCGAUGAACUUGACCGUGCAGGACGUGGGCACAGCCACCUCGAUAAAACCAUCUCAACAUUGUCAAUCCCUCUCGAGGAGCUGACGACCAACCAACUGACGGCAGUAGACGCCUGGCUGCGCUCGGUGCUGUGGGAGAAUGAGCUUCCUGGGAACAAGGCGGCCAAUGGGCCAGCUUUUGAGAUCCAUCGGGUGAAGGGGCGGCUAUUUAUCGAGGAUGGGGCUGAAAAGAUGGUCCAGGGAGUGAGAGAGAUUUUCGAUAUCUUUGACAGCCCCGCGCCGUCAUCUGGUGAUGUACCCCGGAAAGGCAAGCUGGUGUUGAUUGGGCGACAUCUGACAGACUUGGACUUUGAGAAGAGUCUGUUAGAUGCUGUUCAGACGGCGGCUUAGAUAGGCACUCUGAAAGAUGAAUGAAGAGUGAAAAUAAACUCAUUUGCCGGUGCCAGUUGAC